Messenger RNA from Folsomia candida, 1583 nucleotides. RefSeq lists its product as uncharacterized. The record is from RefSeq and is a predicted model, not a curated record. The transcript is spliced from 3 exons. The coding region runs from base 205 to 1443 and encodes 412 amino acids. Lineage: Eukaryota; Metazoa; Arthropoda; Collembola; Entomobryomorpha; Isotomidae.
UCAUAUCCGUGCUUUCUCUUUCCUCCUUCCUAAAAUCCUAUUAAAACAUUCAACAUUCACCACAGCUGAGAAUUAGUGAUGAACUUUUACAUAGAAUUCAGAAAAUUCAGUACAAAUUUAAAAUUUAAUCACUAUUAUGUAUCAACACUUACAUUUUUACAGAUUUAAGUAAAUAGACGCUGAAUAAUUGAACACUAAUUUGCAAUGCAAAGAAAUAAAAAUUUUAAGAGAAAACAGAUAUUAAGGGAGGGUAGGAACCAAGGAAAAAUUGGCAAAAAACCCACAAGUUGUGAAUUCGCCCUUGUCGGCGCCUUCCUCAUUGUAAUUUUAUUGUUGGGUGGACAUUUUGUAACACAUUUUGCAAGUACUAAUGAAGAACAAGGACCAUAUAAAAUUAAGGCGAGCCACAUUUUUGAGUCCCAAUUUAAAGUGGUGGACGCUCUGGUGACAGAAAUUAUAAUUCUACAAAUGGCUUAUGAAAACGAUCCGUUCAGGAUAUUUAUCAAAUCGGGGCUUACCCCAAUUCAGGAUCGGCUGAGCAGUUUGCGAGCACAAUUACAACAGUAUGAAAAAAUGCAUGACAAGAUACCAGGCGGACCAGAAAAUUUCAUUGCAACAUCAUUCGCCCAACUGGAUGAAGUGCAGGAGGAAUUAGAAGGUCUAGAAUCUGUGCUUUCCGGAUUUAUAGUCGCCCAACGCAACCAAACCGACGAGUUAGAAGAAGCACUGUACGAUUUUGUCCAGAUUCUUCAAAAUACUGAAGCCAUAGAUUCGCUCCGAUCCGAAGGAAUUGAUGUUACCACGUGGAACUCUGCUUUAUAUCUAAUCGACCACCAAUACAACCACGUGUCCAAUCCGAAUGAAAAUACUGACCUUUUACUCCGAGAUUUAAUUAAUUUGCGCGACUUGCUAAUAUUUUACACGAACGGAUUUAAAACCAGAGAAGACAUGAACCUCUUCUAUCUCUCGGAGUACAACACAGUUCUCGAGAUGAAGCAGGAACAAGGCGGUGGGGAAAUUUUACUCGUGGACGAAAGCGAUAUUGACGAUCGCGUAUUUUUAGACAAUAUAAAAACGCAAGAUCCCACCUUUUACGAAGCCCUGACAGCGUCUGAGGAUGGAAAACGUGCUAGAAAACCGUGGGAUGAUUUUGUAAAGGACAGACAAAAGUUAAAUGACCAAGAUGAAAUUAUGAAAAAUAGUAGUUCUUACGUGACAGAAGGGUUUAUCAAAAUAUGGCAGUAUGAAAAUAUGCUCACUCAUACGCCUCGAGUAGAUGAAUUUUUGGAUUUGAAAAUCAUGAUGGAAAACGAUAUUGAUGAUUUGAAAGCGAGGUUGGGGUCUUUACGAUACAAAUUUGUUAAAUUAAAACCAGAAAAGAAUCAGUUUCAUGGCGAGGUAAAUAUCCAAACGAAGAUGAGAUAUGUUUCAUUUAUAACGUAAAUUUUUUUGUACUUAUAUAUUUGUUGCAUAAACAGAUUUUUGGAUUCUGUGUUUUGUAGUUAUUAAAUUGAUGUGAAAUAUACAGUUUCGACCUAUUUAGAUAUUUUGAAAAUGCAUUUGUAUGAGUUCAGAAAAAAUUC